Messenger RNA from Brassica oleracea var. oleracea, 1782 nucleotides. Its product is annotated as probable serine/threonine-protein kinase At4g35230. Bases 300 to 1769 code for a protein of 489 amino acids. Gene Ontology annotation, molecular function: protein kinase activity; ATP binding; protein binding. Lineage: Eukaryota; Viridiplantae; Streptophyta; Magnoliopsida; Brassicales; Brassicaceae. Gene Ontology annotation, biological process: protein phosphorylation; brassinosteroid mediated signaling pathway. The transcript is spliced from 8 exons. The record is from RefSeq and is a predicted model, not a curated record.
UAGCAACUUCCUUUUACUAUUUAAUUUUCAAAUUUUAUUAUUUUCUUUAUUAGUAGUGUGCAGGGAAAUUUAUAUUCUACUGCCUCCUCAACUGCUUACAUAUCACAAAUCCAAACCCAAAUCAAAUCCCACCACCAUUGUUGUUAUCUCAAUCCAAUAAACCAGUCAGAAAAAAACCUCUCAGCUUAAAGCUUUUAUCUUUCAGUCUCUGCUUCCCAUCCAAAGUUCUUAUCUUUGUGGGAAAACAAAUUUGUUCAAAAACUUUUUGAAGUGAGACAAAACUAAAGAAAGAGAGAAAAAUGGGUUGCUUACAUUCCAAAACAGCUAAUCUACCUUCUUCUGAUGAUCCAUCAGCUCCAACCAAACCAGAAUCAGUGAAUGGGGACCAAGUGGAGCAAGAGAACCAAAAUUUCAAAGAGUUUGAUCUGAAUGAGCUGAGGAAAGCAACAAAUGGGUUUAGCCCUAGCUGCAUUGUCUCUGAAGGUGGAGAGAAAGCUCCCAAUGUGGUUUACAGAGGGAAGCUUGAAGGAAACCAUCUCGUAGCCAUCAAGCGUUUCUCUAGGCAGUCUUGGCCUGAUGCUCAGCAAUUUGUGGUGGAAGCAACUGGUGUUGGGAAGCUUAGAAACAAGAGAUUAGUAAGUUUGAUUGGCUGUUGCGCAGAAGGAGACGAGAGGUUGUUGGUAGCAGAGUAUAUGCCUAAUGAUACACUCUCAAAGCAUCUCUUUCACUGGGAAAAGCAGCCACUUCCAUGGGAAAUGCGUGUUCGAAUCGCAGACUAUAUUGCACAAGCACUUGAUCACUGCUACAACGAAAACCGAAAGAUAUAUCAUGACCUGAAUGCAUACAGAAUCCUCUUUGACGAGGAAGGUGAUCCUCGUUUGUCUACUUUUGGUCUUAUGAAGAACAGUAGAGAUGGUAAAAGCUAUAGUACCAACUUAGCUUAUACUCCACCUGAGUUCUUGCGUACAGGCAGAGUCAUUCCUGAAAGUGUGAUCUUCAGUUAUGGAACUAUUCUUUUAGAUCUUUUAAGCGGCAAACACAUUCCACCUACCCAUGCUCUUGAUAUAAUAAGGGGGAAGAACGCAUUGCUUUUGAUGGAUUCAUCUCUCGAAGGGCAAUAUGAGAGUGAUGAUGCAACUAAACUAGUUGAGCUUGCUUCAAAAUGCCUUCAAUCUGAGGCCAAAGAACGACCUGACACCAAGUUUCUUCUCUCUGCAGUGGCACCACUGCAAAAGAAAGAAGAGGUCGCCUCUCAUGUGUUGAUGGGCUUGCCAAAGAACGCUGUGAUAUUACCAACUAUGCUUUCUCCUCUGGGAAAGGCUUGUUCAAAGAUGGACCUCGCGGCAGUACACGACAUUUUGCUUAAAACCGGGUACAAAGAUGAAGAAGGUGCAGAGAACGAGCUUUCAUUUCAAGAGUGGACACAACAAGUUCAGGAAAUGCUCAACAUGAAAAAGUUUGGGGACAUUGCUUUCCGAGACAAGGAUUUCAAGAACUCCAUUGAAUACUACUCAAAGUUGGUGGGGAUCAUGCCGGUUCCUUCUGCAACGGUCUUCGCCAGACGUGCUUUCUCCUACUUGAUGACAGACCAACAGGAGCUUGCGCUUAGAGAUGCAAUGCAGGCUCAGGUGUGCAUACCUGAAUGGCCCACAGCUUUUUACUUGCAGGCUUUAGCACUCUCCAAGCUUGGAAUGGAGAGUGAUGCUCAAGAUAUGCUCAGCGAUGGUGCAGCGUAUGAUGCUAAGCGACAGAAUAGCUGGCGCUGCUAAGCUAAGUAAGAAG